Penicillium manginii is the source of this 1239-nucleotide messenger RNA. RefSeq names its product glycoside hydrolase family 64 protein. The record is from RefSeq and is a predicted model, not a curated record. The transcript has a single exon. The coding region runs from base 1 to 1239 and encodes 412 amino acids. Lineage: Eukaryota; Fungi; Ascomycota; Eurotiomycetes; Eurotiales; Aspergillaceae.
AUGGCGACUUUGAACUUUGCCCUGGUGAAUAAUACGGGCUCGAACACGGUUUACGCAUACAUCACCGGAACCGCCAUUGAUAAUAACAAUUCCCUCUUCCUCUUGGGAGCAGAUGGCAAAACGGCCUAUUACCCCACAUCCCCCUCGGCGACUCUAACCGGGUUGAGCCAGGACUGUGGCAUCCCUCUCGGAGCAUCUGGCAGUACCAAGACGGUCACCAUCCCUCACAUCGCAGGCGGGCGUAUCUGGUUCGCUCGCGAUAACAAGUUGACUUUUUAUCUCAACCCCGGUCCCGCAUUGGUGGAGCCCUCGGCCUCAAACCCCUCAGAUGCCAACUAUAACGUGUUCUGGGAUUUUUGUGAAUUCACUUGGAAUUCGUCGCAGUUGUAUGUCAAUAUCAGCGACGUGGAUUUCGUGUCUCUGCCCAUCGCCAUCGCUUUGACGAAUACCUCCGGCACGACAAGUUCUGUACAGGGCCUUCCCUCAAAUGGACUGACUACCGUUUGCAAUGCACUCAAGGCGCAGAAUGCAAAGGACGGCGCAGGCUGGGAUCAGUUGAUCAUCGCCAAGAACGGCACCAAUAUCCGCGCUGUCUCGCCAAAUAUAGGAAUCGUCCUCAACAACUCUCUUUUCAGCUCAUACUACACUGCCUACGUCAAUUCAGUAUGGUCCAAGUAUGCGAGCACGACCUUGACGGUCAAUACGCAAGCCGCCGCGGGCGAUGUAACUGCCACUGUCUCGAAUGGCACACUUAACUUCUCGAGUGGGGGCAUCUCAUACGCGAAGCCCUCCACCGGGGACAUCUUCAGCAACAGCUCAGGGGCAUUCGCUGUCUCGGGUAAUGCCACCAAAGAUGCUAUCACGGCGCGUCUAGCGGCGGCUUUCAAUCGAUCUACUCUGUUAACAAACACCAACCAGCCGAAUGGCGAGGUUGUAUCCAACUAUUAUCAGAACACCGUCACCAAUCACUACGCGCGUAUCUGCCAUGCAACUACGAUCAAUGGUCGCGGAUAUGCCUUCCCCUAUGAUGAUGUCAGUCCAAACGGAGGUGUCGAUCAAUCAGGUAGUGUCUUUGAUUCGAACCCGAAGUUGUUGACUGUUACUGUGGGUGGUGGCUCUGCAAGUGCGGUCGCCGAGAAUGUUAUUUCUCAGCCGAGUGGUGCACCUCCAAUUCCCAAGAAGCCACUUCACUUGGGUGGACUCAAGAAGGUCUGGCAUAAGUUCUCAGGAAGUGGAUAG